AUGUCUUUUGCGCCGGGCGAACUGCCUGCCCAAUUUGCACAGCAAAAUCUUAAUAUUGACCGUAUUGAGGGUGCUGACUCGUGGUCCGCCAAACGGUAUAAUGUCGGGCCUCAAUGCAUAGAGCCUGUUUAUUUCUUCAAUGUGGAGCACGAAAGUACUAAACCUUUGUUGCGCUAUAUGAAAUGGGGUGUAACACCUAAGUGGGCUAGCCAGAAAUCACAGAAACUAUCCACAUUUAAUGCCAGGUAUGAGAACAUUGAGCACAGCAAGAUUUGGUCGCACUGUCUUGAUCAUAGGUGUGUUAUUCCGGUCGAAGGUUAUUUUGAAUGGAAAACUGACUCUUCAAAAAACAAGCAACCCUGGUUCAUCCGUCGUAAAGACCAGAAAUUAAUGUUUCUUGCUGGUUUAUACUCAAUAACAAGUGAUGGCAACUAUGAGUACACAAUCAUCACUAGGGAGGCCCCCAAACAGUUGGAAUGGUUGCAUUCACGCAUGCCGGUCGUUCUAGAGCCUGGCACAGAUGAGUUUAACAGCUGGCUCGGGCUUAAGGACUCCAAUUGGGGUAAACUGAGCAAAUUACUCAAAGUGCAUGAAAAGGAAGACCUUGAGUGGUACAAGGUGAAGAAAGAAGUCGGAAACGUGAAAAAUGACGGAGAGGAUCUGGUGAAACCUAUCAAGGAGGAGAGCUUACAGGGGUUUUUCAGAAAAGAAGAAACAAAGCCCAUUAAAAGUGAGCUCACAGCGUCAAUAAAGGAUGAGGAGAAAAAAGAUUCUGCGUCACCAGAGACUUUCAAGCUUUCUCACAAAGAGCCGGUUAUCAAAAAAGAGGGAAGAAACAUAAAUGAUUUUCCUGCUAAGCGACGUAAGAAUUCAAGCUCUCCAACGUCGCCGAGCAAGAAACAGCAUACGAUCACGGAUUUUCUUCACAAAAAAUAGAGCGCUCAUUCAUGUCUAUAUCGUGAUUUUGUGCCGAUCUCGCCAGAAGAGCAGAAGCACGCCGCCUUCGUACACAACAACUCUCAUCACCGCACUCAGAAUAAAACUUGCCCACUGCAAAUCAUGGUUGGCCAUGAACCCGGUGAUGAUGGGCGCAAUCACUUGAGCAAGAAGUCUCAAAGAAUUUUGUAGACUUAAAGCGGCAGCUCUUUCAUUGUCGUGCGCGACAGAGCUCAAGAAAACGCUCUUGGAGCCCAUGUCCAUACUCUUGAAUACAUCCCUCAUCAGUAGGAAAAACACCAUCAUAGGCAUGUUGGUGGAAAACGGAAUUAAGAAGACAAAGACAGAGCACGGGAAAUGGGUCAAAAUCAUUGUUUGUAUUGGGCCGUAUCUUUUGCAGAAAACGGUUCCGAAAAGAGACAUCACAGCAGAGACGCAGUGGGUCACAAGGAAAAUAUCUCCCACGGUUUUAGUGCUGGAGCCGAAUCUCUCGACAAUGUAAUAAGCCACCCAGGAAUCGAUAAUGAUGGCUUUACAGAGAACAUCAACGAAAAAAAGCAUGAUGAUCUGCAUGAUUGUUCCAAAGCGAGGAGAAUGAAUAAGUUGUAGCGUUGACGUGGGAGCCGGUUUUUGUUCGUCGAUCUCGAAUUCCGAAUCCGAACUUUUUGGAGUUUCCUCAUGAUCGCUCACUAGCUCGACCUUGUCGUCCAGCAAGCUGGCCAGGAAAUAUAGAAGCAGGUAUACGAGUCCGACUGCGAAAAAUACACAUUUGAAAGCCGAGAGUUCGGACCAGCCAAAUUUGUUUUGCAGAAACCAUAUCAGAAGGCCGUACACACCGCUUCCCAUAGCCGACGAGAGAUUUCCGGUGAAUGCAUACCAUGUAAAGAAAUCUGACCUUUCAGAGGGCUGCGCUUUCUGUGCAAUAAUGGCGUGCUCACACGGACGAUAAAUCGAAACCUCAACUCCGCCGACCGAUAUUAUCCCUGCGAAAACGGUAAACCAUAAAAGAGGCUUAAACGUGGUCAAUUGGAAAAUGAAGCUUGUUGUCAUCAUCAUAAGGUAGCAGUGCCGCAUCAAUCUCCGCCUGCCGUAGGCAUCCAGAAUUAAUCCCAAACAUGAAGUUUUUAUCAAGUCUCCUAAUGUUCCGACAGAUAUGAAGAUGCCGAUAGAGCUGGCUGCGAAACCGCAAUCUCGCAAGAAAAUAGCUAGUAUGACACUGAUUCCUCCAUAUGUGAAUGCGCGAAGGAAUUUGAGCAAGAAUAUUAGCUUGAUGUUCGUCUGGGCAUAAAAAAUUGUCCAGAUUCCUAUCUCC
Messenger RNA from Ogataea polymorpha, 2248 nucleotides. RefSeq lists its product as uncharacterized. The record is from RefSeq and is a predicted model, not a curated record. The coding region runs from base 1 to 936 and encodes 311 amino acids. Gene Ontology annotation, molecular function: single-stranded DNA binding. Lineage: Eukaryota; Fungi; Ascomycota; Pichiomycetes; Pichiales; Pichiaceae. Gene Ontology annotation, biological process: DNA damage response. The transcript has a single exon.